Pararge aegeria (speckled wood butterfly) is the source of this 1790-nucleotide messenger RNA. Its product is annotated as gamma-aminobutyric acid receptor alpha-like. Gene Ontology annotation, biological process: regulation of membrane potential; nervous system process; monoatomic ion transmembrane transport. Gene Ontology annotation, cellular component: membrane; neuron projection; synapse. Bases 93 to 1790 code for a protein of 565 amino acids. Gene Ontology annotation, molecular function: GABA-A receptor activity; neurotransmitter receptor activity; extracellular ligand-gated monoatomic ion channel activity. The record is from RefSeq and is a predicted model, not a curated record. The transcript has 11 exons. NCBI's taxonomy places the organism in Eukaryota, Metazoa, Arthropoda, Insecta, Lepidoptera, Nymphalidae.
GUCUCUGCUAGCCGGUAAUACAACCGACUUUUACAAUCGCGUUCGCCUCAAGUUUCAACUAGAAAUCGCGAAAACGCCGCUAUACGUACGCGAUGGGCUGUAUUUUUCUGAGAAGUUUCAUCACCCUGGCUUUUUGCUGUCUAAUCGUGGACGCUAAAGGAGCAAUCUACUUGACGACCAAAAAUGGAACAUUCCCAAUAACGCUGACAUCCUUCAAGUCCCAUGAAAGCGUUGCGGGAAGAGCCACUCCAAAGAUUUUAUCUACAACCGCUAAAAAUCUGUCAAGAGACGUUGAAUACUGGGAUGAAAGAUCUGACGCACUACUCUCGAGCUUUGUCAACGAUACCUAUGAGGAUAUCGAAUCCAACGAGUGGAAAUUAAAUCAAAAGAGAAGCAUUAACGACGCCGUAUCGAAAAAUAUCACGUUGGUUCUCGAAAAUCUAUUGAAGAAUUAUGAAAAUUCCCAACUACCCACUCACGGAAAAGGCUAUCCUACUGUCGUCCAAACGAAUAUAUUGAUACGAAGUAUGGGACCAGUCUCUGAAUUAGAUAUGGAUUAUUCGAUGGAUUGCUACUUCCGACAAUACUGGCGAGACACGCGUCUCUCUUUCCUCGGCCCGAUAAGGUCCUUGUCGCUCUCGAUCAAAAUGCUGGAAAGAAUAUGGCGGCCGGACACUUACUUCUACAACGGGAAACAUUCGUAUGUCCACACAAUCACUGUGCCCAAUAAGUUGUUGAGAAUCAGUCAGCACGGCGACAUUCUUUAUUCUAUGAGGCUGACUAUCAAGGCGAAAUGUCCUAUGGAGCUCCGGAAUUUCCCGAUGGAUCGACAAUCUUGCCCGCUUAUCCUCGGCAGCUAUGCCUACUCGAAUCAACAGUUAGUUUACCAGUGGCAAAAUUCCCAGAGCGUGAACUUCGUACCGGGCAUGACUCUGUCACAAUUCGAUCUGAUCAGCUUCCCAUACAGAAAUUUCACUUUUACUAGACGAGAAGGUGAUUUCUCAGUGCUGCAAGUGUCGUUCAAUCUCCAACGACACACGGGAUAUUUCCUUAUUCAAGUGUACGUGCCCUGCAUUCUCAUUGUUGUGCUGUCGUGGGUCUCUUUUUGGAUACAUCGAGAGGCGACUUCUGACCGGGUGGGUCUCGGAAUCACAACGGUCCUGACGCUUUCUACUAUCAGUUUGGACUCCCGCACGGACCUGCCCAAGGUCCGAUACGCUACCGCUCUGGAUUGGUUCCUGCUAAUGAGCUUCUUCUACUGCAUAGCGACGUUACUCGAGUUUGCUGGAGUGCAUUAUUUCACAAAGGUUGGAUCGGGUGAAAUUGUUAUAGACGACUCCGAGUGGGAGGACCUGAUUGAAGAAGUAGGCGGGGACGCCUUCGCAGCUCGACAGCUGGCUGUGAGACGACGCAGUUCUACUAGAUCUAGUGCUAAUUUUAACUUCCCUGCAACGUCUGAUGAGCAGGAAUCCACCGAACUGCCAAAUCCGCCCACGGAACACACUGCCGUUCGCCUUACAAUGGAGAGGACGACGCAGACCGAAGUGAGGGUGCCCCGGUGGAGACAGCUGCUGUACUGCCUCGCUGGGGACGACCAGUACAGGCGACAGAGGCAAAGGGAGGCUGGUAACCGCGGCCAUAUCAACAGCGUGUCGCACAUAGAUAAAGCAGCCCGCGUACUGUUCCCGGCGUCGUUCGCGCUGCUCAAUCUCUUCUACUGGCUGAUUUACGCUUUCGCCAACGACACCUUCGCUUGGAGUGACAACCCUAUUAGCACUCUUUCACAUUGA